AUGAAACUAUUUAACACAGUCGUUGUGUCUCUAAUUCUUGCAGGAACUGGAAGUUGUGUUAGUUCCUCUUCAUCAACUAGUAGAAGCAGCAGCACUAUUAGUGCCACUUCUAGUGGAGUCGCAAUAUUGCCUGUCAAUACCUCGGUACCAGUGGCUCCUAAUUAUAAUAAACUAUCAAUUGAAUAUAUGGGUGAUAUGAUUUUAGUUUCCCAAACAGUGGUUACAUGCAAUCCAAUGUUUGGUAUUAUAAAUCCAGCAGUCUCAGCUGCUCAGUCCACUACAUGUUUUUACAAUGGAUUAUCAUGUAUGAUGAACCUAAGUGCCAAGAUAUUAGAAGGAUGGGACAUGUUGGACAACAAUAACACUUUGAAGAUGUCAGUUGAAUCGCUGUUCAACGCUUAUAGGGAAAAAAAUACAAUAGAAAUGGAUUUGGAAGAUUCAUUAAAACUAUCAGACAAGUCCACAAUGAAAAUGAAUCUUGAAAUGGACUCUAAUGAAAGCUUGAUCAAACAGAUGUACAUUAAAGUUGGAACAGUUCUACUAAAGCCGCUGGAUUUGAAGACCAAAAUUUUCUUCAAAUCCAAUGAUGUAUUAGAAAGAACUCAGGAAAGGCUAGGAUGUGUAUCAUUUUACUUUGGACCUAGAGCCAUCUUUUCCAGGAAAGAAAUUGAAAUAGAGACAUGUCUCUCAAGAUAUGGGUCCAGAGUGCUAAUGGAACGUUCGAAAAAGAGAACACUCUAUAGAGGUGUCAGGGCAGCCUAUAAAGCUUUCAGACAGAUGGGAUUCUUACAGUUUUUAAAGUCCCCUAUGCAGUUGUUUAAUCAAUUGCUACACAUGUUCAGGGACCACCUUGAAGAAGGUAUGGCUAAAAUGCAAAGGAUGACGGAAAUUGUUACAUCUGAAGAGUGGGAUGGUAAGAAAGUGUCAUUCACGAUGUACGAUGACAAUUAUGGCGAUGAUGUCGACCCAACCUAUAGAACUUUUUUAUUCUCUGUCCACGCAAGUAAAACCAAUGGCCAUCUAUAG
Vanderwaltozyma polyspora DSM 70294 is the source of this 1026-nucleotide messenger RNA. RefSeq lists its product as uncharacterized. NCBI's taxonomy places the organism in Eukaryota, Fungi, Ascomycota, Saccharomycetes, Saccharomycetales, Saccharomycetaceae. Bases 1 to 1026 code for a protein of 341 amino acids. The record is from RefSeq and is a predicted model, not a curated record. The transcript has a single exon.